Messenger RNA from Haemorhous mexicanus (house finch), 1629 nucleotides. RefSeq names its product steroid 5 alpha-reductase 3 (gene SRD5A3). The transcript has 5 exons. The coding region runs from base 10 to 948 and encodes 312 amino acids. Lineage: Eukaryota; Metazoa; Chordata; Aves; Passeriformes; Fringillidae. Gene Ontology annotation, cellular component: endoplasmic reticulum. The record is from RefSeq and is a predicted model, not a curated record. Gene Ontology annotation, biological process: dolichol-linked oligosaccharide biosynthetic process; polyprenol catabolic process. Gene Ontology annotation, molecular function: 3-oxo-5-alpha-steroid 4-dehydrogenase activity.
GCCGGGGCGAUGCUGGCGGUGCUGGCCGCCGCCUGGUCCCUGCUGGCCGCCGCCUUCCUGGCGGCGCUGCUGCUGCUCCGGUGGGCCCCGGCGCCGCGGCCCGGUGGCGCUGGCCCGGUGAUCUCCGGCCUCUUCCAGGACCUCAUUCGCUACGGGAAGACGAAGCGCCGGUGCGGGCAGCUCCCGGGCUGGCUGCGGCUCCUGCAGGUGCCCAAGAGGUGGUUUACUCACUUUUAUGUGGUUUCUGUGCUCUGGAAUGGUUUCCUGCUGAUCUGUCUUUUCCGAGCUGAGUUCCUUGGAGAGUCACUCCCAUCAUGGAUUCAGGACAUGCACCAUGCUCUUGGCAGAGAUUCUCAGAGCAAGGACACAGAUAGUGAACACUUCUCUGCACUCCUGGUUCUCCUGCUCCUUUGGCUGCAUAGCUGUCGAAGACUUGCAGAAUGCCUCUGGACCAGUGUGUUUUCCAGUGGUGUCAUUCAUAUCGUGCAGUACUGCUUUGGACUUGGUUACUACAUUGCUGUUGGCUCAACUGUGCUGUGUCAAGUGCCUACUAAUGUCAGAAAUGGAAAAAAGCUUUCUGUGCAGAUCUGCUGGUAUCACAUCAUAGGAGUUAUGACGUACAUUUGGGCCUCUCUUCACCAACACAGAUGCCUUGCAAUUCUAGCUAAUCUUAGGAAAAGCAGAUCAGGAAAGGUUGUAAGUCUGAGCCACAGUGUACCUUUUGGAGACUGGUUUGAGAGUGUCUCUUGUCCUCAUUAUUUUGCAGAGCUCCUCAUAUAUGUUUCUAUGGCCAUCACACUUGGAAUGCACAAUGUGACAUGGUGGUGUGUAGUGAUGUAUGUUCUUUUUAACCAGGCACUGGCUGCUGUUUUGUGUCAUGAGUUUUAUCAUAAAAACUUUAGCUCCUACCCAAAGCAUCGAAAAGCAUUUAUACCACUUGUUUUUUAGAGAAUUUUUUCUAAAGUAUUUUCAUGAAAAUCGGGAAUAAAAGAGAUUAAUGGUUUAUUAAAACCCAGGUAAAGUUGCACACUUUCUCUAAUUCUACCUCAAAAGCUCAUAAUUUUAAUGAUAAUCUCGUCCAUGUAACCAAUUUUUGAGGAACUGUAAGGUCUCUACAUAUCAUGGAAGCUAAAAAAGGUUUACUGAACACCUUAAUUCAAAGUGGAGAGAUGCUAAUUGUGUCUUUUUUAUAAUUAUAUCUUAUGCAUAAAACACUUGCUGUUGUGCAGCAAGUCCAAAUUCAUAUCUGUGAAAACUAUUGAAAGGAAGUAAUCAUUUGAACUACUGUAUUUCAUGUCUUGACUAAUAUUUAAGCAUAUUUCUUUCCAAGUCUCUUUUCUUUGAAUCACUUCAGAGGGAGGUAAAUUGUGUAUCUUUCUGUGCUUCCCUGGUGACAGUGAAAACCAGCCUCUGCUUUACAACUGGAAGCACAAAAAGCAAUGGAGAAAGCUGUGGUGGUGGAGUGACUCAUGCUCAGCAGUGGAGAAAAACAGACCCAUUCGCUGCAUUAUCUCUUCUGCACCAAAGUGGUUUUGUUCAUUGAUGAAGACUGCUUUCCCCCUAAACUGGGAAAAUGGUGGAAUGUCCUCUGACUGAAAAGAGAGUGGAAGAGAAUUUGCAGAAAAUUAA